Molecule: messenger RNA, 1467 nt
Organism: Zonotrichia leucophrys gambelii
Lineage: Eukaryota; Metazoa; Chordata; Aves; Passeriformes; Passerellidae
Gene: CMSS1
Product: cms1 ribosomal small subunit homolog
Exons: 12
Coding region: 468-1316 (282 amino acids)
Cellular component (GO): nucleus; 90S preribosome
Source: RefSeq, a predicted model, not a curated record
GUGACUUCCCCUACAGUGUUUAAUGUGCCACAGGUUGGAUGUACUCUGCGAGUGCGGAAAUUGACAAGUUUCACGCAGUUUCCAAGAGCUGCAAAUCACUCGGUGACGUCCAUUAGCAACCCUGGAAGUGCUCGACUCGGGAUGUGCUCCAGCCGGUCACGCCCAGGCUGAGCGGGACGGCUCCUGCGGGAAGGGAUCCAGGAUGGGCACGCUCGCCCUGCAGGUUGCGCUGCCAAAGGGCCGGGAACAGCCGUUCCAAGGCAACGCGCACCCCCUGCAGGCACCUAUCAGUUCCUCGGCAAAGAUUCCGUCAAUUACCUUAACCAAGAAAGGAGAAGACUCUUGUGUAAGAAGCAAUCUCAGCUGUGGCACCGGCCGGGCCCGGGGCAGGGCCGGCCCCCGGCAGAGCAGGGCACGCCCGCUCGGCCCGGCGCGCAGCGCGCAGGCGCGGCGGCGUUGGUGGCGGCAUGGGCGACACGCUGGAGGAGCCGUGGUGGGACAGCGAGCCCGGGACGGGCGGCACGCCAGAUCCUUCAGAUGAUGAAGCUAUUGAAAAAGCAAGUGAAAACAGGACAGCAACACGUCAAGAUUCAGAUUCCAAACCUGCUGUGAAAAAGAAAAGAAAGCAGCCUACAGAGUGUUUUUUAAGUCAGCCUGAAGAAAAGCAAGAGAGUGCUGUGAAGGCAAAGAAGAGGAAGAAGAAGAAGAUUUCUGAUGUUCUGCAAAAAUCUGCUCCAAAACCUGGUGUCCCUGCAGAUCUACAAAAUCUGCUUAGUCAACAUUUUGGUGAAAACCGGUCUGUGAUUGAAAUAGAGGAGUUAAAGCUGUCAGAUUCCUGCUUUUUGCCAGCCAAUGAUCUUACCCACAGUUUUUCUUCAUACCUGAAGGAAAUCUGUCCGAAGUGGGCGAAGCUCCGGAGGAACCACAAGGAGAAGAAGUCACUGGUGAUGUUGGUUCUCUGCAGCUCUGCCCUGCGCUCCUUGGAGCUCAUCAAAUCAAUGACAGCCUUUAAAGGAGAUUGCAGAGUCAUCAAGUUGUUUGCAAAGCACAUAAAGAUAAAGGAACAAAUGAAUAUGUUGGAGAAAGGCAUGUUCCACAUUGGGGUUGGAACUCCUGGGAGAGUAAAGGCACUAGUGGAGCAAGAUGCCCUGUGCUUAAACUCUAUGAAAUACAUGAUUCUGGAUUGGAACUGGAGAGAUCAGAAACUGAGGAGAAUGAUGGACAUCCCUGAGAUAAAGAAAGAAACAAUUGACCUACUGGAGAAGAGUAUUAUAAAGCUGUGCAGAGAUGGAUCUGUGAAGCUGGGACUCUUUUAAUAGUUUACCAACAAGGAAGUAAUUUGCAGCUGCAUUUUACUAUUAUCCUGCCUGCAACUGAAUUUUGACUUUUCAGAGGUCUCAAUACAGAAGGCACAUUGCAACUUUUUCUGAGUUUUCUUUUAAUAAAAACCUAGAUGUUUUGUUUGUA